CGUUUGUUUCGUUACUUGUAAAUCUCAGAGCCUUGCGUCACUCAGACAGGCCACCCUUGCAUUGUAAUUCAGCCAUUCUGCUACUGAAGUUAAACCCAGAAAUGUCGAUCACCUCGCAGACUCCGCCCUCUGCUUCCCUCGGAUCCUCAUCAUGCAUUCAGCGACGAUCUAGACUUUCAGCUGCUUCCACUCCUCCUCCGUCUCUGCUCUUCAAAUCUCGUAGACUCUUCCCUCAAAUCCGUGCCUCCACUGGAUCCUCUCCCUCUCUCGACACCGGUCUAAUCAGUGAAUUGGAUGCUGUGUCAAGCUUCAGUGAGAUAGUCCCUGACACCGUCAUUUUUGAUGAUUUUGAAAGGUUCCCCCCAACCGCUGCUACAGUCAGCUCAUCACUUCUCCUGGGCAUAUGUGGCCUUCCAGACACAAUAUUUAGGAAUGCUGUGGAUAUGGCUUUGGCAGAUUCUGAGUGUUCCGGGCUGGCAAGUUCUGAAGCAAGAUUGCCUUGUUUCUUUAACAAGGCUUUAGUGAAUGUGGGGGGUGAUAUGGCAAAACUAGUCCCUGGUCGUGUUUCAACUGAAGUGGAUGCACGCCUUGCUUAUGACACACAUGGAAUCAUCAGGAAGGUGCAUGACCUCUUGAGGUUGUAUAAUGAUAUUAAUGUUCCUCCUCAACGCCUAUUGUUUAAAAUUCCUUCAACUUGGCAAGGAAUAGAGGCUGCAAAAUUGCUUGAAUCUGAGGGUAUACAAACACAUUUGACCUUUGUUUACAGCUUUGCUCAAGCUGCUGCUGCAGCCCAAGCUGGUGCUUCUGUUAUCCAAAUUUUUGUUGGCCGCCUUAGGGACUGGGCACGGAAUCAUUCAGGAGACCAAGAGAUAGAAUCUGCCCUUGCAAGAGGAGAAGAUCCUGGUUUGGCAUUGGUGAGAAAGGCUUACAAUUAUAUUCAUAAAUAUGGACAUAAGUCAAAGUUGAUGGCAGCAGCUGUUCGCAACAAGCAGGACUUAUUGAGUCUUCUGGGGGUUGACUAUAUCGUAGCACCAUUGAAGGUUUUGCAGACUCUUAAAGAAUCUGUCACUUCCCCUGAUGAGAAAUACUCUUUUGUUAGAAGGCUGUCCCCUCAGUCUGCUGCUAAUUAUGCAUUUAGUGAUGAAGAGCUUGUGAAGUGGGACCAAAUGAGCCUUGCUUCGGCAAUGGGGCCGGCAGCUGUGCAACUUCUUGCUGCUGGACUGGAUAGCAAUGCUGAUCAAGCGAAGCGCGUGGAGGAGUUCUUUGGGAAGAUAUGGCCACCCCCAAAUGUAUGAAUUUGAUCUCUUGCUCUCUCAGUUCAUUUAUAUUUUCACUGAAUAAACAGAAUACGGGACCCCCGCACGAGAUCUUUUUAUCUUCCUCUUUAAUCUCACGACAUUUUCCUCGGAUGUAAAUUAAAUCCAGUUCCUGGAGAAAACUUGUUAUGGAUAUUCCCUUCCUUUUUUAGUUGAA
This is a messenger RNA of Prosopis cineraria, 1473 nucleotides long. RefSeq lists its product as uncharacterized. Gene Ontology annotation, molecular function: transaldolase activity. The transcript is spliced from 13 exons. Gene Ontology annotation, biological process: carbohydrate metabolic process; pentose-phosphate shunt. Lineage: Eukaryota; Viridiplantae; Streptophyta; Magnoliopsida; Fabales; Fabaceae. Bases 102 to 1295 code for a protein of 397 amino acids. Gene Ontology annotation, cellular component: intracellular anatomical structure; cytoplasm. The record is from RefSeq and is a predicted model, not a curated record.